AUGAAUGAUUCUUUUCGGUUCAAAAGAAAAUACGAAGAAAUUAAUGAUAAUGAUACAAUUCCGAAUGACGUUAAUUCAAGUCCGAAUGUUGAUAAUGAUAUCCAAGCAAAUGAUAACGUUGAUGCAAGUCCGAAUGUUGAUAAUGAUAUCCAAGCAAAUGAUGACGUUGAUGCAAGUCCGAAUGUUGAUAAUGAUAAUCCUACAACUUCAAUUCCAACAACACGAGGUAUUACUGAUUUGAAUGAUCUUCCUUCGGAUCCACAUGAUAGGCCACCUAUUACUAGUUAUCACCCAAAUAAAAUGGAUGACAUAAGAAGGUCAUAUCUUGUUAAAGGGGCUUUUCAACCUCGUAGUCAUAAGUUUCCCGUUAGAGACUUUUAUGGAAAAAAAAGACGUUUUGUUGUUAGUUGGUUUAAUGAUUGUAGUUGGUUAGAGUAUAGCAUCAAAGCAGACAAUGUAUAUUGUUUAUAUUGUUACUUGUUUAAAGAAGAUGUUGGUAAUCAAGACGGAAGAGAUACAUGGUCUUCUAGUUCUAAAGGCUUUUGUGAUUGGAGUAAAAAAGGGUCAUUAAAGGAACAUGUUGGGAAUGUUGAUAGUCAUCAUUUAAAGGCGGCACAAAAAUGUCACAAUCUCAUGAAUCAAAAGAAACAUAUGGAUGAGAAUAUGAAGAAGUUGACUAAAGAAGAAAUGAUUGCAAAUUAUUAUCGAUUACUUGGUUCUGUUAUGAGUGCUAGAUUCUGUUUAGAAAACUCUUUAACCUUUCGUGGCCAUGAUGAGUCGGAAGAAUCUAAUUCUCAAGAAAUUAAAGAUGAUGUGUUUGGGUUGUUGGUAGAUGAAUCUAGUGACGUUUCUUUGAAGGAGCAAAUGGCUGUAGUUGUUAGAUUUGUUGAUAAACUUGGGGCUGUUAGAGAGAGUUUAAUCGGAAUUGUUCAUGUGAAAGACACAGCUUCUACAACUCUUAACCAAGCCAUUGAUGAUUUAUUAGCAAGCAACCAGUUGAGCAUAAAGCAAGUGAGAGGGCAAGGUUAUUAUGGUGCAAGCAACAUGCAGGGAGAAUUUAAUAGGUUAAAAGCGUUGAUUUUGAAAGAUAACCCUUCAGCACAUUACAUCCAUUGUUUUGCUCAUCAACUUCGGAGGAAAAAAAAAGCUAGAGUGGAAAAAGAUUUACUUGAAGGUGAAAUUAAAACGGGUAAAGGAUUAAACCAAGAGGUUUUCCUAGCACGAGCCGGUGAUACGCGACGGGGUUCACAUCAUAGAACCAUCAUCAGUUUGCUUACAUUGUUUCUGGAAGUCGUGACCAUACUCCAAUACGACAAAGAAGAUGGAGAUUGCAGUCAACAACGAACAAAAGCAAAAGAUAUUCUAUCGUAUUUUAAAAAACCCGAGUUUGUUUUUUAUAUGCAUUUGAUGGGAGAUAUAUUAAGUUACACAAAUGCUUUUUCAAAACACCUUCAACAAAAAGGUAAAGAUUUAUUAGAAGCGGCCAACUUGAUAAAUGGUACAAAACGAGCAUUAAAUGCUUUAAGACAAAAUGAGUUUGAGCCGAUGUUGGAAAAAGUGACUUCCUUUUGUAAAAAAUACAACAUUACAAUGUUGGACAUGACGGAAAGUUAUGGUAAUCUAAGAAACCGAAAGAAUGUCAUUACAAAUCGACAUUAUUUUGAAGUUGACAUUUUUAAUGAGGUUUUAGACAUGCAAAUUUAA
Helianthus annuus (common sunflower) is the source of this 1704-nucleotide messenger RNA. RefSeq names its product zinc finger MYM-type protein 1-like. The record is from RefSeq and is a predicted model, not a curated record. NCBI's taxonomy places the organism in Eukaryota, Viridiplantae, Streptophyta, Magnoliopsida, Asterales, Asteraceae. The coding region runs from base 1 to 1704 and encodes 567 amino acids. The transcript has 4 exons.